AUGCCCCCCACCCAGCCACACUGCCCCCACCUCCUCCUGCUGCUACUGCUGCUGACCCUCCAGCCACAGGUCCCCGCCGCGCAGGUGAUGGACUUCCUGUUUGCGAAGUGGAAACGCUAUGCAGACGAGUGUUCCUACAAUCUAAGCCUACUGCCGACCCCCACUGAGCUGGUCUGCAACCGAACCUUCGACAAGUACUCCUGCUGGCCAGACACCCCUCCCAACACCACAGCCAACAUCUCCUGUCCCUGGUACCUGCCCUGGCACCACAAAGUACAGCACCGCCUCGUUUUCAAAAAGUGCGGGCCGGAUGGGCAGUGGGUGCGGGGACCCAAGGGACAGCCAUGGCGCAACGCCUCCCAGUGCCAGAUGGACGUGGACGAGCUGAAAGUCCAGAAGGAAGUGGUCAAGAUGUACAGCGACUUUCAGGUGAUGUACACGGUGGGCUACUGUCUGUCCCUGGGAGCACUGCUUCUCGCCCUGGUCAUCUUGCUGGGCCUCAGCCAGCUGCACUGCACCCGAAACUAUAUCCACAUGAAUCUGUUUGCCUCCUUCGUGCUAAAGGCCACCUCCGUGCUGGCCAUAGAUGCUCUGCUGCAGACGCGAUACAACCAGAGUAUCGGUGAUGACCUCAGCGUUAGCAUCUGGCUUAGUGACAGGGCAGUAGCCGGCUGCCGAGUGGCAGCUGUGUUCAUGCAAUAUGGCGUCAUGGCCAACUACUGCUGGCUGCUGGUGGAAGGCGUCUACCUACAUAGCCUGCUGGGCCGGGCCACCUUCCGCGAGAGGAGCUUCUACACUCUCUACCUGGGCAUUGGCUGGGGCACUCCGAUUCUCUUCGUCAUCCCCUGGACAGUAGUGAAGUGUCUCUUUGAGAAUGUCCAGUGCUGGACCAGUAAUGACAACAUGGGCUUUUGGUGGAUUCUACGGUUCCCCAUCUUCUUGGCCAUCCUGAUCAACUUCUUCAUCUUCAUCCACACUGUCCACAUCCUGGUCACCAAGCUGCGUGCCCAUCAGAUGCGCUACACUGACUACAAGUUCCGGCUGGCCAAGUCCACGCUGACCCUCAUCCCCCUGCUGGGUGUCCACGAGGUUGUGUUUGCCUUCGUGACUGAUGAGCACGCCCAGGGCACACUGCGCUCUGCCAAGCUCUUCUUCGAUCUUUUCUUCAGCUCCUUUCAGGGCCUGUUGGUAGCUGUUCUCUACUGUUUUCUCAACAAGGAGGUACAGUCAGAGCUGCUUCGGCGUUGGCACCGCUGGCGCAUGGGUAAGGCCCUACAGGACGAGCACCGGCCAGGCAGCCAUGCAGCCCGACCUGCCCUGGGACCCCCCAGUGAGAAGUUGCUCCUGACCACCACCUCACAAGAGCUGGUGGGAGACAGCAGUGCGCCUCCUCACUCAAGGGAGAAGAGGGAUGACCCCGAGGGACUUGAGGAUGAUGUCAAGAUCCUCUUCAUUGCAGGGGGACACCCUUAG
Molecule: messenger RNA, 1473 nt
Organism: Chrysochloris asiatica (Cape golden mole)
Lineage: Eukaryota; Metazoa; Chordata; Mammalia; Afrosoricida; Chrysochloridae
Gene: GCGR
Product: glucagon receptor
Exons: 15
Coding region: 1-1473 (490 amino acids)
Biological process (GO): cell surface receptor signaling pathway; adenylate cyclase-activating G protein-coupled receptor signaling pathway
Cellular component (GO): plasma membrane
Molecular function (GO): glucagon receptor activity; peptide hormone binding
Source: RefSeq, a predicted model, not a curated record